AUAAAUUACAAAUAUGAGAUAUUAGUUUGCAGGUUGUAUUUAUAUGGUUCAUAUAUUUAUAUAAAUUAUUAAUAUACCUACUGGUCAUAAUAGAUGAAUAAUUUAUUGUACUUAUGAUAUUUAUUAUAAAUAAUGACGUUAAAUAUACGAGACACAUAACCUAGAAAUCACCUGACAGUUCGACAAUUUUCAUGACAGCUAGUGGAUUUAUUUUUGGAUCGUUAUUUUACUACAAAUAAAUAUAUAGAUAUAUAUUUUUAUGUUUGGUCUGAUUCGGGUGUCAGCAGACUCCAGGUGCCUGGUAGCAAAUUAUUAGAUUUGAAGGAAGAAAUUAUCUAAAGAAAUCCCUGGGGGAUUUAAUAAGCAGUCAUUUAAAAUAUAUAUAGAUAUAUAGUAUUUUAUUAAAAGAAAUCGGACAUAAGAGCAAAGAAUCCCAGUUUGAGCAGAAUUGAUAAAAAAAUAUGACUACAAAUAGCAGUGAGAUGAAUACAGUUGAUAUAGAAGAUAAUAAGCCGCAUAUUAUUAACACACCAGAGCACGAUCAUUCAAGAUGUCAAUCACCAAAGCACGGCACCACAUUAUCAACAAGCACCAGUAGUUUUGAAGCAUUAGAUCCUCAUGAUCCGAAUUUGAGUCGUUUAGCAACGACGAUGUUUGAAAAAACAGGAGAAUAUCUGCAGGAUGAAUUGACAUCAACUCAUGCUGACUAUCGGUUGCUUGAAAGAUUGAAUAAAGAGACGAUUGCUAAAUAUGCUGAGUUAAAAACAAUAUCUACGAAUGUAUCACAAUCACUGGAGGCACUUAAUCAGAAAUAUAAAAAAUUGCAACCUGUUUUGGAAAACAUUAAUCAGAUUGAUGACAGUGUUGCUAAAUUGGAACAAGCUGCUUAUAAAUUGGCGGCUUAUUCUAAAAGAUUAGAAGCUAAAUUUAAAGAUCUUGAGAAGGAAAGUAGAAGUAAAUAAAUUUAUAUUUUAUUAUUUAAAUAUUCAAAUGUGGAGUCUAUUAUAAAUUGUUAUUAUUGAUAAUAAUAAAAUUCAAAUGACAUAUAUUUAUUAUUUGGUUUUAAUUAUUUUCCUUUUUAACUCGACGAAAUAGUUUUUAUGCUAUUAAAGUAUUUUCAUAUUUCAAAUAAUUGUGAUAAAGGAAAAUUGUUAUCAUAUUGUUGCAAUUUAUAUUUAUUUACUUGAUAAUGUUUUAUUGAUUUAAGGGAAAAACGAGUCUGAGAUACAAAAAAAAGAGGUUUUUUUUUUUUUUUUUCAGAGUACAGUAGGACCUCGUUAUAAGACUAUUAGUUUCUCUCCCAAACUAUCGUGGCACCUGGUUUAUAAAAAAGAGAAUGAUAGUCUUUUAAUGAGGUCCGACUGUACCUUCUUUAUUAAAAUUCUUAAAAUUUGUGACAUUCUGAAGCAACAUUCCAAGAAUAUUCUGUGAAAUUUUCUUAAAAAAAUAUUGAAAAAUAAGCCAGUGGUAGUGGGGAGAGACGAGUCUAAAAAAAAAAGUCUCUAUGCCGUAGGCAGGAUAACUCAUGACUGCCAUCUGAAAUAAAAAAACCAAAAAGAAUUCUUUAGUACAUAAGUUUAUCUUGGAUCUGAACGAAGGAAUAAACAAAAUAUUCAUUUUUGAAUUUUUGCUAAAGGUGCAAUCAAAAAAACUGAUUUUUUCCAAAAAUUCUUCCUUUUGUUUAAUUAAAAAAUAAGUAGUAAUUAAAAAAAAAAAAUCCUUCGUUCAGAUCUAAGAUAAACUUGUGUACUAAAGAAAUCUUUUGGUUUUUUUAUUUCAGAUGAGGCAGUCAUGAGUUAUCCUGUCUAUGGCAUGGAGACUUUUUUAAGUGACUCGUCUCUCCCCACUACCACUGGCUUAUUUUUCAAUAUUUUUUAUGAAAAUUUAGCAGAGUAUUCUUGGAAUGAUGCUUAAUAAUGUCACAAAUUUUAAGAAUUUUAAUAACGAAAGUACUCUGAAAAAAAAAAUCACAAAAAUAUUCCCUUUUUUUUUGUAUCGUAGACCUCUUUCACCCCUUAAAUAAUAACAACCAUUUAUACUCUUCAUGGUGGCCACAGAUAUUUGAGAUUGAAAUUCCCUGACUUUUCCAGGUAUUCCAGUCAAACAAUUCAAAAAUUCCCUGACUAUGUGUAGUAAUAUUAAAUCAUUGGAAAUAUUUAUUUAAUUUAAAAUAAAAUGGUAUAAGUCAGUUUAAUCAAUAAUUAAUCAUUGUCGUUAAAUGAAACUUUUUUUUAUUAUUUGUCAAUGUUCAUUGUUUUUUUUUUUAUUUAUUAAAUGAAUAAUUUUUUAUUUUUGAUUUGAAAUCCAUGUUUUUAUAUAACUUACUCUAUAAUAAAAUAUAAAUAAAUUUUUCAUUUUCACUAGAAUAAAUUUCAUAAAUAAGAAUAUUUCAUAGAAUAUUAAUAAAGUAUUAAUGAAGUACGCGAAUAAUAAAUAUAGUGAAACUUAUUAGUUCAUUACUUAUGUAUACAUUUAAUGUUUUUAGUUUUUUAACUUAUCAAUAUGGAUGUAAUAGCUUAAAGAUCCUGGCGAUUGGUUUCUACUAAGACUUUUUUUUUCUAACAGCCUUGAUAAUUCUAACUGCUUCAUUUUUUCGCUAUUGGAAUCAAUUUCUACUAAUUUUUUUCAAGAUGGUUUUACAACCGCAUUCGCGCCGCGUCACUUUUUCAACAGUUUUGACAGAAAACUAAAUUUGGAGGAUUUUUUCAGUCAAAAGAAAGAAAGUGAAAAUUUUUCCAGCUUUGUGACGAAAUUCCCUGACAUUUCCCUGACUUUUCCAGUAUAUUUAUAAUUCCCUGACAUUUCCAGGUUUUCUAGAAAUGUGGCCACCAUGACUCUAGUAACUGUGAUUAAUUUACCAACAAUAAAAUUGUUAUGAGUAAAUAAAUAUGAUUAUCACUUUUAAAAAUUGGGUUUAUUAGUAAAAUCUACCUUACAUAUUUGAUAAUAAUUAUUGUUUAUGUUUUAUUAAUAAUAUUAUUACUGAUUUAAUAAUUAAAUGUAAAAUGCCAUUAUAAUCGAUUACUAUAUUAACUAAUUUAACUUAUUUGUAUUGAGCUGUAUGUUUAAUAUGUUUAUUAUAAAUAAAAUAAAAGUAUGCACUAUCAGAAAAAAAA
Messenger RNA from Microplitis mediator, 3116 nucleotides. It is a transcript of the gene Blos2, whose product is annotated as biogenesis of lysosome-related organelles complex 1 subunit 2. The record is from RefSeq and is a predicted model, not a curated record. Gene Ontology annotation, cellular component: BORC complex; gamma-tubulin complex; BLOC-1 complex. The coding region runs from base 462 to 962 and encodes 166 amino acids. Gene Ontology annotation, molecular function: gamma-tubulin binding. The transcript has 4 exons. NCBI's taxonomy places the organism in Eukaryota, Metazoa, Arthropoda, Insecta, Hymenoptera, Braconidae. Gene Ontology annotation, biological process: endosomal transport; lysosome localization.